Musa acuminata subsp. malaccensis (wild Malaysian banana) is the source of this 1449-nucleotide messenger RNA. Its product is annotated as transcription factor MYB44. Gene Ontology annotation, molecular function: DNA-binding transcription factor activity, RNA polymerase II-specific; RNA polymerase II cis-regulatory region sequence-specific DNA binding. Gene Ontology annotation, biological process: regulation of DNA-templated transcription. The record is from RefSeq and is a predicted model, not a curated record. Lineage: Eukaryota; Viridiplantae; Streptophyta; Magnoliopsida; Zingiberales; Musaceae. Gene Ontology annotation, cellular component: nucleus.
AGCACUAGCUCCGGCCACUACCUCCUCCAUCUCAAGUGCACUAAUAGGCUUCCCUCCUCCGCACGGUACCAAAUACGCGAUAGAAAUCGUACCUUUUCUCGGACGGUAGCUUGGGUCGGGUGGUGGUUGGUUCGAUGGCGGCGACGGUGGUAGGGAGCAGGAGCAAGGACGUGGAUCGGAUCAAGGGGCCGUGGAGCCCGGAGGAAGACGAGGCGUUGCAGAAGCUGGUGCAGCGCCACGGGCCGAGGAACUGGUCGCUGAUAAGCAAGUCGAUACCUGGGAGAUCGGGGAAAUCGUGCAGGCUCCGGUGGUGCAACCAGCUGUCGCCGCAGGUGGAGCACCGCCCCUUUACGCCGGAGGAGGACGAGACCAUCAUCCGCGCCCACCGUCGUUUCGGAAACAAGUGGGCCACCAUCGCUCGCCUCCUCUCGGGUCGGACGGACAACGCCGUUAAGAACCACUGGAACUCCACCCUCAAGCGAAGGUACUGUGCCUCCUCUUCCGCCGGCGAUGGCGGGUUCCGCCACCACCCCGACGACGACGUCGUGGCGGCGCGGCCGUUGAAAAGAACGAGCAGCGACGGUCCGGCUAUUUCUUCGAGCGGCGCCGGGCUCUGCUUGAGCCCAGGAAGCCCCUCGGCAUCCGAGCUCAGUGAUUCCAGUCACCACAGCCUUCCCAUGACAUCACCGGUCUCCACCGCCUCGCACAUCUAUCGACCGGUGCCGAGAACCGGAGGCGUCGUUUUACCUACCCCAUCCGCUCUGAACCCCCAUCAGAUGGAGCCCUCUGUCGUUCCGACAGUCGCCGCCCCAAAGAACACCGAAGAUCCGGUGACCUCCCUUUCGCUCUCCCUCCCUGGCUCCGAGACGAUGGACAUCCCGGAUCACCACCACAGCACCGGUGACGACAACGGCAGGCAUAAACAGCUUGACCUCGCGCCGUCCAUGCCGAUGACCCUGCAGGCGCGACCGCCGCCUGCGACGGCGAGGUGCGCGGACACCGCUGGUGCUGCCGUUUCCCCGGAUAAACGGAAGCGGUCCUCGGCGGCGGAGGAGGAACCGCGACCGAACGCGCCGUUUCCCUUCAGCGCGGAGUUGCUGGCGGUGAUGCAAGAGAUGAUCCGCAAAGAGGUGAGGAGCUACAUGACGAGCUUAGAGCGGAGCGGUGCCGCGUGCACGGAGUCUCGGCCGCCAUCGGAGAGCGUUCGGAAUGCUGGGAUCAAGCGGAUCGGCGUCGCAAAGAUGGAGUAAAAUUAUUAGCUUCAGAUCGAAGGAAGUACAAGUGAAGAAAGUAAGGAAAAAGGGAAACGAGAGUUGUAGAGAGCGGUGGUUUCAGAUCUAAUAGAAUUGUAGCUCUGCAAACCAAUAAUUUCCCCCUUUUUUUUUGUACAGGCGAAACAUCCAGUUUGAUGAAAUGGGAGGAGAAAGUGAUUUCUUUCACAUUAGCUUA